AAGUAAGCCCAGGAAACUUUGUUAAUGAAAUCGAUCACAGCAAAGCAGGGACAAGCAGGAAAGGGGUAAAAACGUGUUUUUCUCAUUCAUGUUCUUUCCUCUUCUGCGAGUCUGAUUUUCUACUGUAUAGAAUUAAAAAGGUAUGACGGACAAAACAGAAAAAAAGGCAGAGCUCAACAUCCCGGGAUAUAUUUCAGAAGUUAAAGUUGAUGAUAAUUUACUAGAUGACAGAGUUGCUGAUUCUAUUGGGAGGCGAGGGCUGUUAGUUUUUGCUGAGAAUAGACUCGACAACGAAAAAAGUUCUGAUUCAGAAAGCAACUGUGAAGAUGCAUUGUCAUUUAGUGAUACAAGCAGUAUCAUUUCCAUCGCUGCUGAUAAAAUGAAGGUGCAAUUUGAUAUAAUCACAACAAAAAUUGUCCACGAUUCCAGUGGAAAGUACGUGAAGUACAUCGUCAUUGUGAUGGAAGUACCAAAGAUGGACUCUGAUCGAGCUAUAAUUGAAAGACGUUUCAGCGAGUUUAGCAAAUUGCACAGCGGCCUCAAGAAAGAAUGCCCUAAAACAGUGGCCAACGUGCCGUUUCCGUCAAAAAAGUUUUUUAGUAGAAAUUUCGACGACACGCUCAUAGAAGAACGUUCUCGUAAAUUGGAAAAAUAUUUACGCUAUAUAUAUCAUCAACCGGGCGUGCCCGAAACGAAAGCUUUUCUUAAGUUUUUCUAUCGGCCGCAUUUAAAAGAAGCGACACAGCGCUUAAAAUGCGAAGAAUAUCGAAACAGUUACGAUCAAUACAGACUGGCGCUUCAGUUGCAGAAAAAACUCGGAAGUAAUCAAGACGAAAUGGUUGUCUCGAUGUGCGGCGUUGUUGAAACGUGUCGAAAUUUGAAGAAUUACGAAGAGGCAGAAGAAAUAGGAUCGGAGUGUUUGGAGUUAUUACAAUACGACGUACAAAAUCCAUACUUGUUACCGCUAAUGCAUGCGGUGAUCGACGCGAGAAAGAGACUGUUUAUGAAUACUGAUGGUAUAAAGAGAAAGUUAAAAGAAUGUGAAAAAGUUACGGCGUUCGAUUUAGAAUCGAUCAAAACUUUAAGAGAACUUUCUGUAGAGUGGUGCUAGCACGUUGUUUAGUGUUGUAGUGUCAUAACGAUAUUGACGCGUUUUUCUGCACAUGCUGUGUGUACCAGUGCGAUAGCUGACGCGUUUUCCUGCAGUCUGUGUGUUUAUCAGCGCGAUAGCAAGGCGUGCGUGCACCUGGGCUGCGGGUGCAUUGGUUCAGCAUGUGGAAUAUGUUGGCGUGUUCUUUCACUCACCGGGCACAGAAAGACUUUACAGACAACAAUUGUCUUCAAAUCUUAAAAUCUCAUCUGGAAUGAUAACGUGUGAUGCCAUAAUAAUAGUUGUUUUUUGUUUUAUGAAAGUCGUUCUUAAAGUUUUAUAUUUUUGAUGUUUCGACACAGGAUUGACUUUUUAAAUCUAACUGUCAAAUUUGAAAAAGGACCAGCCCAAGGCGUGUCGAAACAUUAUAGAAAAUAUAAAACUGUUUUAUGAACGACUUUCGUGAAACGUACAACUCGCUAUUUUGAUGAAAUGUCUUUAAAUUAUUUCGUUUGUUGCGUUACUACAAAUGAUACACAAGAUGGAAUUUUCAUUGCUUUACAAGUUACGUUGUCACGUGUAAAAGCAAGGUGUUGUUGCUUAGUUACCAACGAUAGCAUAAAUUUGAAGUGGGGAAAAUGUUCAAAAACGCCGUUUAGUCGGUCAAUUUUCUUUUUUCUUUUUUUACUUUUUAAGUGACAAAUUUUUAUGAUUCCUAAAAAAAUGACCAUGUAUAUUAAAGUUUCUUAAACAAAUGGAGCACCAAUCUAAAGUUCGUUCGUGUAUGGUGUGAAAAAUAUUUAGGGAUCUAUUUAUUUAACAUUCAGUUUAAAAAAGAUUUUUAGUGGUGGGUUAAUUAUUUCAGUCCGCCCUGAUUGUUAAGCAUUCUGAAUUUCGGUGGCAGUCAGUUAUUUCUCUUGUUUUCAAUUAAAAUGACUUAACCGUGACUUCAUAAAAUAGGGGAAUAAUUUUUUUCAAAAUAUAUAUUUUUAUAUUUUGUAUAUAGCUGUAAAAUAUAUAUUAAUUUUAAAAGUUUUUUGGAUGAUAUUUUGGCACAUAUCUUA
Messenger RNA from Hydractinia symbiolongicarpus, 2154 nucleotides. RefSeq names its product sorting nexin-20-like. The transcript has 3 exons. The record is from RefSeq and is a predicted model, not a curated record. Gene Ontology annotation, biological process: protein transport. Gene Ontology annotation, cellular component: early endosome membrane. NCBI's taxonomy places the organism in Eukaryota, Metazoa, Cnidaria, Hydrozoa, Anthoathecata, Hydractiniidae. Bases 143 to 1111 code for a protein of 322 amino acids. Gene Ontology annotation, molecular function: phosphatidylinositol phosphate binding; protein binding.